Nycticebus coucang (slow loris) is the source of this 1384-nucleotide messenger RNA. RefSeq names its product nuclear transcription factor Y subunit beta (gene NFYB). Gene Ontology annotation, cellular component: nucleus; CCAAT-binding factor complex. Lineage: Eukaryota; Metazoa; Chordata; Mammalia; Primates; Lorisidae. Gene Ontology annotation, biological process: regulation of transcription by RNA polymerase II. Gene Ontology annotation, molecular function: protein heterodimerization activity; DNA-binding transcription activator activity, RNA polymerase II-specific; RNA polymerase II cis-regulatory region sequence-specific DNA binding. The record is from RefSeq and is a predicted model, not a curated record. The transcript is spliced from 8 exons. The coding region runs from base 237 to 860 and encodes 207 amino acids.
AAGCCUUAGGGAUUGGACUAAGGUUUUAAUCAUCCGUGGUUGGAGGCGGGAGGAUAACCAGGGCCUUAAGAAUAAUAGUCUCCGAGAACAAAGAAUUAUAGAGCACCCACAAAUCGUAAUCUCACCCACAGUACUCUAACGAGAUAAUUUAAACAAGGUUGAAAUUGAGCAAAGAUUGGACACAUUUUUAGAAGUGUUCUUGAGCAACACUGACAACACCAUUCUGACAGUAUUUCAUGACAAUGGAUGGUGACAGUUCUACAACAGAUGCUUCUCAACUAGGAAUCUCUGCAGAUUAUAUUGGAGGAAGUCAUUACGUUAUACAGCCUCAUGAUGAUACUGAGGACAGCAUGAAUGAUCAUGAAGACACAAAUGGUUCAAAAGAAAGUUUCAGAGAACAAGAUAUAUACCUUCCGAUCGCAAAUGUGGCUAGGAUAAUGAAAAAUGCCAUACCUCAAACGGGAAAGAUUGCAAAAGAUGCCAAAGAAUGUGUUCAAGAGUGUGUGAGUGAGUUCAUCAGCUUUAUAACAUCGGAAGCAAGUGAAAGAUGCCAUCAAGAGAAACGGAAAACAAUCAAUGGGGAGGAUAUUCUCUUUGCCAUGUCUACCUUAGGCUUCGACAGUUAUGUGGAACCUCUGAAAUUAUACCUUCAGAAAUUCAGAGAGGCUAUGAAAGGAGAGAAGGGAAUUGGUGGAGCAGUUACAGCUACGGAUGGACUAAGUGAAGAACUCACAGAAGAGGCAUUUACUAACCAGUUACCAGCUGGCUUAAUAGCCACAGAUGGUCAGCAACAAAAUGUUAUGGUUUACACAACAUCAUAUCAACAGAUUUCUGGUGUUCAACAAAUUCAAUUUUCAUGAUCUGAAGAAAUGGAAUGGAAAAUGUAGAGGAGCGAGAAUCUGUGAUUCUGGAGCAGAGACAUCAGAAGGAAAAGAAAAGAUGUCUCUUUGUACAUUAAUAGCUGUAAUGUAGCUUCCUGAUGCUUGACUAAUUGAGGUGUUAAUUCUGACUUGAGAAUCUUUUUCAUGAAUAAUUUUAAAGAAAAAAUUGGAUUUUAAAGGUAUUAAAAUAUUUUUGUUUUAUACAAGAGUUUGUUGCUCUGUAUGACUCCUGUAUGCAUUGUAUAUUGCAAUUUAUUACUGUCAGAGAUUUGUAGACAGUUUCUUAUUUUCAUAUUGAAUCAUGUUACUUUUGUAAUUCAAGUAAGCAGCUGGGUUAAUUCAUGAUGUUUGCCCUUUUAAUAAAAUAUAAGGGUAGAGUUCAUUUUGAAUGCAAGUUGCCUUUAUUAAAAAUUUGAGUCUGUCUUGGUUAUGUAUCUUGCAUGAUAAUCUAACUAGGGUUUUAGGAUUUGCCAUAUUUAUUAAAAAUUUUUUUCAGUAAAACA